Cannabis sativa is the source of this 2051-nucleotide messenger RNA. Its product is annotated as F-box/kelch-repeat protein SKIP6. Lineage: Eukaryota; Viridiplantae; Streptophyta; Magnoliopsida; Rosales; Cannabaceae. The record is from RefSeq and is a predicted model, not a curated record. Bases 461 to 1597 code for a protein of 378 amino acids. Gene Ontology annotation, molecular function: protein binding. The transcript has a single exon.
AAUGAAUCAAGAUUUGAUUAUAGCAUCGAAUAUAUUUUAUGAGGAUUUAUAAAUGUCACAUAAAUGUUGCAACAAAAAGUUAUUUAGGCGAGUAAACUCGAACAUAACCCACUAUUUUUUUAAAGAAAACUCAAACUGGCUAACUCUCGUGUAGGUUUAGUCAUUUUAUGGUAUCUCACCCGACCUUCCUCAUAGCUCAAAUUAGUUAGAUAGUAUUUAGUUUGGUGGAAUAAAAUAAUAAUUGUAAUGGUAAUAGUAAUGUAAUAGAAUAAGAAUUGUAAUAGGAAUUAAUGGUUUAGUUUGUUGUUGUAAUUGUAAUGAGAAUAAACAUUACAAUUGUAAUCAUGAUUCCAAUACAUUACAACAAACUAAAACGUCAUUACUUGUUACUUUCAUAGCAAUACAUAUAACCCCGUAACUCAGAUGCAACGAUGAUCAUUGAUCUCACCUACCUUCUUCCAUGUCCACCACCGAAUCAUCAUCGCAGUCGGCUCCUGAAUCGGCGGUGCUCAUCCCCUCUCUCUCAGACGACGUCGCCUUGAACUGUCUGGCUCGAAUCCCAAGGUGCCACCACCCAACCCUCUCCCUUGUCUCCAAAACCUUUCGUUCCCUCCUCUCUUCCCCACUCCUCUUCAACGCUCGCUCUCUCCUCAACUCCACCCAACACUUCCUCUACCUCACCCUUCGCUCUCACACCCUCCAAAAUCCUUUCUCAUGGCUCACUUUCUACAAACCACAGCACAAUUCACUCCCAGACCACACCCAUUUCCAGGCCCUCAUCGUCCCUGUUCCCCCAAUCCCCUCCCCAUCGGUCGGCUCCGCCUACGCCACAUUGGGUCCCAAGAUCUACGUCCUCGGCGGCUCAGUCAACGACGUCCCCACCUCCCACGUGUGGGUCCUUGACUGCCGCUUCCACACGUGGGAGCCCGGCCCCAGCAUGCGUGUGGGUCGGGAGUUCGCCGCCGCGGGUGUUGUCGACGGUAAGAUCUACGUGAUGGGAGGUUGUGCGGUGGACUCUUCGGCCAGGUCAGCUCACUGGGCUGAGGUGUUCGAUCCUGUCGUCGGGCGCUGGGAGGCCGUUCCGAGCCCGAUUGAGGUCCGGGACAAGUGGAUGCACGCGAGCGCCGUGGUGGGUGGGAGAAUCUACGCUAUGGCGGACCGAGGAGGGGUUGUGUACAGCCCGAUGAGGAAGGAAUGGGAGGGAGUGGGCGUUGAUUUGGACAUGGGUUGGAGAGGGAGGGCUUGCGUUGUGGAUGAGGUGUUGUAUAGCUACGAUUACCUGGGGAAGAUUAAGGGGUUUGAUUUUAGGAAUGGGGAAUGGAAAGAGCUCAAGGGGGUGGAUAAAGAGUUGCCUAAGUUCUUAUGUGGGGCAACAAUGGCGAAUGUGGGUGGUAGGCUGAUUGUGCUGUGGGAAGAGAAGGUUGAUAGGAAUGAGAAUAGGAACGUGAGAAGGAAAGAUAUUGAUAUAUGGUGUGCUGAGAUUGAAGUGAAGAAAAAUGGGGAUAGGGAUCAGUACGGGAAGAUUCAUUGGUCAGAAAAGGUUCUUUCUGUCCCCUUUGGGUCGUCCAUUGUCCAUUGCACUGGGGUUUCCUUGUGAUCAGGUAUCAAGUUUUCUGUAAUUUGAUUGCACACAAGGAUUUGGUAAUAGCAUGCUUGGAUGAGAAAGCAUGAUACUGCGAUAUAUAUUUGUCUCAGGAAUAUAUGUAUAGGUAUUAGGUAUGAAUGGGUUGUAUUAAUAGGUAAUACCCUUUGAUUAUAUAUAUAUAUAUAUAUAUAAGAAGAAAUUAACUUAAGAGUGGAGAUAGGCGUUUCUAUUUGGAUUUAUUUGGGAUGCAGUUACUCAUAUAUGCAUGAUGGACAAACUUUGUUCGUUGUAAGUUUAGUUUGCAUUUUUAUGCCUUAUGUAAGCACGAAGCUUCUCCUACAGGCUACAAGCCAACGUAUUCAAGUGAGGAAGAAGUUUAAUAAGCCCGUAUAUUUGUGUUGGAAUUAUAUAUUUAUAUAUAUGUAUAUAUAUAGAUGGAUCCUCAUUGCAGAACUUUUUAUUUUUA